Molecule: messenger RNA, 5719 nt
Organism: Oreochromis aureus
Lineage: Eukaryota; Metazoa; Chordata; Actinopteri; Cichliformes; Cichlidae
Product: zinc finger protein 462-like
Exons: 11
Coding region: 179-5719 (1846 amino acids)
Biological process (GO): regulation of gene expression
Cellular component (GO): nucleus
Source: RefSeq, a predicted model, not a curated record
CGGAAGCACAGGCCAGGGAGAGUCACACUCGCGGGAAAAACGGAAACGUGUUCAGUGUUCAUGCGACCUCCAGCAGCGGUUCAAAACUGCCUCCUAAGCCUCUUCCUGUCUUUGUGUGCAUGCUUGUCUUGGUGUGUCACUUAAUGUGUAAGGCUGUGGGUUAAAAGAAGCAUGCAAGAUGGAAAACGAUACAGUGGAGUGCUCCACCUCUGGCCACAACAAGCAAGUCACCAGCCAAGCAGUCACUGAAGAAUCCCAAGUCAAGGCUUUCCAUUGUAGUCACUGUGUGUUGAUCUUCAAAUCCAAGGUGUACCUUUUUGAACACCUCAACAAGGUGCAUGGCCUCAAUACAGAAACUUCUCUCAGAGAGGCUGGAUUAUGCCCUGGGACUGACAAAGCCAACACAGAGAACAGCAGCAGCAGUUCAGGAGAUCAUUUUAAAUGCCAGAGCUGUGAUUUUAAAGCUUGUAGUUGGGAUGGUUUAAGUGAACACGAGGAACUGUGUCACAAAACUUCAGAAAAUCCUAACGUGUCAGGAGGUGUCAUCAUUUCAGAAAACCUCGACAGCACUUUUAGUGUCAUUUCAGCAAACCAGAAGAAUGAAGCUGCAGGAACAUCGGAGGAUCCGUCAGUUCUUUCAGAUAUUUCUACCUCAGAAAUGAAAUGCACGUUAAAGGACCUGAAAACCUACAAGAGGCCAUUGCAAACCAUUACUAAGUACUUCUCAGUGUCAUCUGGAUCAAAUACAAUGACUGAUGCAAAAUUAGCUGAUGGCACCAAAGAAACUAUAAUUUUGCAGGAAUCUCCUUCAAGCUCCUGUCCAAACAGUAGUGGUGUGUUUAAAGUCACAGCAAAGUCUGUGAUAGAUAUCACCGGAAGUAAGUCGUACCCUUUUUUGCACACUGACUUGACUACUGAUUUGACACCAUCUAAAACUCCGGAACAAUUCAGAAAAGAAACUGUUCCUGGCAGUGCUGUGAAGAGAUCCAGUGGUAAAAGUUCAAAAGGUCAUCCUGCCAAAAAAGCCAAGUUGGAUAACGAAGAGAUGCUCACGGAAAAAGAAAAUGAAAGUAGACAGCAGUCAUCCAGCAGCAACGAGUUUUCACUUGAACUCAGCGAAGAUGAAGACGAGGCAGACGCGCCAAAAGUGUAUUCUUGUAAACAUUGUGACUACAGUGACGUUGGCAUCAGGCGAAUUUCUGCCCAUUAUCAAAGUGACCACCCUUACAUCAGCUACAAUUCUGUCUACAUUCAAGACGCAAGUGAUCACAGUGCCACCUUUCGUUGUUUGGAGUGUCCAGUUGAGUUUUUAAGCACAGCUGACCUUAAGAGCCACUACUUGGAAAAUCAUCCAGAUGCCCCAGAUGUAUUUGCCAUGAAAUCAUGUGGCCUCAGUUUGGUUUUCAAAUGCUUUCUUUGUAAAUUUACUACCAAUCUAUUGAAGUCCUUGAAAGAACAUUACAAGGCAAAGCAUGCAACAUAUGAAGUGGAGAAUUCCUUAAUGUUCUGCAGAUAUUCAAUGUCUGAAUGCCAAGAGGAAUCGUCUCAGCUGAGUCUAGAAAAAUCAGGAGGUAUAUCUCCUGAGUGUGCCCAUACAUCCCAAAAUUCUUCCUCUGAAAGUGCAGACCUGGCCUUGUAUAAAUGCCAGAAAUGCAUGUUUAGUCACAAGUCAGUUGUUGCUAUGCAUGUUCACUACCAAAAAAGCCACCCAGAUGAAGUAAUCACAUUAGAUAAAAUCAAACAGUCAGCUUGUGCCACGUCACAUGCAGCAUUGACGAUGACAUCUGAGAAAUCUCCUCUAACAUCCACUCAAAAUGAAGAAGCUGCUCAGGAAAUCCUCAAGAUGAAAAUGAACAAGAAAAAGAAAAAAACAAAGAGGCAUUCAAAAUCUUUGGUCAUUUCAGCAACAUCCUCAGUGAAAACCCCACAGACAAAGAGGUCCCUGAACUGUUACAUGUGCGGAUACAAAACUGGUGUGAUAUAUGCUCUGAAGAAGCAUUUAAGCAAAACUCACAAAGUAAACCGUACAUUCACAGAUAUUUUAAGAUAUUAUUUUAGACAAGGAUCAUUAGAGCCUGGGUAUCAUUGUGAAUUCUGUGUUUUCAGACAUGAAAAAGCUGCAGUAGUUUAUGAGCACUACCAGGAACGCCACCCAGCACGUGUCCCCUGCGUUGAGUAUGUAAGUACUCAGUUAUAUGCCGGUCCUGGAAUGGUCCCUCCUAAAAAGAAGAAGCCUAACCUAGAGCAGAGUGAAGGCAAUGACACUGAAAACAGAUUGCUAUCCCAAAGAUCUGGACAAAAUAGAGCUGGUAUAUCUUGCAAAAGAUGCUCUUUUAAAAGUAAGUCAUUGUCAGAUCUGGCACACCAUUACCGAAUUGUUCAUCCUUUGAGUGCAAAACUUGCCAAGAAAGCAAACGCAAGCUGGCGGGUGGAAGACCAAAGUGACAGACGUGGCUCAUCUGACUCCUACCAGUUUGGUAAAUUACGGGCGUCCUCCACAGUGUUCAAGUGCCUUUACUGCUCUGCAAAUUUUAAUAGCAAACACGGUCUCCACGUUCACUGUGGAUUGAAACACCCGGAAGCUGUAAUCGAAAAAUAUGAACAUGAACAUGAACAAGAACAAAAACCAAAAAAGCAGCUCCAAAAACCAAAAAAGCAGCUCCAAAAUUCAAAAAAGCAGCUCCAAAAUUCAAAAAAGCAGCUCCAAAAUUCAAAAAAGCAGCUCCAAAAUUCAAAAAAGCAGCUCCAAAAACCAAAAAAGCAGCUCCAAAAACGUCUGCAUGAGAAGUUUAAGUCUAGCAUAACGGCAGAAGAAAGCCUCUUGAUCUACAAGUGUCCAAAGUGUCCAUAUGUGAAUGCUAGCUACCACGCGACCCUUGCUCACUGUCAAAUGAAGCAUCCAGCAAUUGUAGUCCGGGCAGAUGAACUUGAGACAGACGAAGUCUUUGCAUCAAACAUGGUCAAAUGUACUUUAGGAAAAGGUUCUAAUGAAAGAGGGUACUUGUGUAAAAAAUGUUCACAAAUCCAUGGAUCACUGAGAAAACUCAAUGCUCACCGUAAGAAGGUUCAUCAUGAUACAGAAGUGUAUGAGCACACUGACACUGAAAGCCAAAACAAAACUUCGAGAAAAGUAAGCAUUGCGAAAAGUAGACAGGCUUCACAAACGGAAACUCCUGAUGCAUGCCCGUCAACUUUGCUGUCCGGAGUCCGCAGCAACAAACAGUUGUACAAGUGCCAGAUGUGCACCUAUAAAGGAGCGAAUCGAAAAUACCUCCAGUGCCACUACAAAAAUACUCACAAAUUGGAUGCAGUCAGUAUUUACAAACUUCUUGAGAAAUAUAACGUACUUAAAUCAGGCAACAGCACAAAGGUUAAAUGUUUGAAAUGUCCGGACUUAACAUUCAAGUCAUCGCAGCUGCUCAUUGACCACUAUAGUACUUUUCACCGCUCAGAGUGGAAGUUGGACUUCACUGUGUUGUCACUAGGAUCGCCGAAAAAGAAAACCACAGGGGUUUACAAAUGUGACCACUGCAACACACAAUUAAUUGGGAUUAGAAAGGUGUGUUAUCACAUGGAUCGCCACAGAGCAAGGAUGCUAGAGAUGGCCAAGGCUGCGCAGAGAAAGGAGUCGCUUGUUAGCACAACAAUAGAGCAAGAAUCCAGCGAGCCCUGCAGGCAAGACGAAACGGCCACAUUGGAAACUGUGAACGAGGUUAAUCGUUGGAACGGGACACCAGUGCCGAGCGCCGCUACAUCAGAACUCUCUGAUGUACAGCAGCCAGAACUAGAAUCGAAUGAAGACAAACACACGUGUAAACAGUGCGGCCGGAUGUUUAUGUCAUUGAAAGGCUUGCAUUCACAUGAGCACAGCCACGCAGCCCUGGCAGCCAUCAAGAAACUGGACAAUAGCUCCACAUCUGGAUUAAAACACAACAUUAGCAAAUAUCUCAUCCACAAAUCUGGAACUCUGAGAUCUUUUCAGUGUAGUUGCUGUACCUAUCGGACAACAGUCUUUGGCCUCUGGAGGAGUCAUUUUAUGAAAAAGCAUCGUGAUCUCAUCAUGGGUGCGGCUGAGACUGAAGACAAAGAUGAGAGUGAAGAGAGGUUUGAUAAGGAGUCCUCUAAUUCAUCAGAGAAAAUGAAUAGCUUGCCUGAAAUUGAUGAGGGACGUGAACUUAUUAAAGGAUCUCUGUACUUGGAGCCCCCAGAUGUGCGGCGCCAGUUAAACCACUACACCAUGAUGGCACAGAGCAGCAUCAAAUCUAAAGUGAACAUGCAACUAUCAAAAUUACCUGAGAACGGCGUGCUUCACUGUGAGUUCUGCAAUUUCAGCACUGGACACCUGUCUAGUAUCCGGCGGCACUACCUAAAUUGGCAUGGAAAGAAAAUCCUCAGAUGUAAAGACUGCAACUUUUUCACAGGUUUAAGGAAAACUCUGGAAAUGCACAUGGAGAUGGGUCACUCUACCUGCCAGUCAAAGCCUACUCAUCAGAAGGACCUCUGCUGCCCUUUCUGUCUGUACCAAACUAAGAACAAGAACAACAUGAUUGAUCACAUCGUCUUGCAUCGUGAGGGACGUGUAGUGCCAAUAGAGGUUCGUCGCCCCAAACUGUCACGUUACCUUCAAGGCAUCAUCUUCCGCUGUCACAAAUGUACUUUCACCAGUGGCAGCCCAGAAAACCUGCGUUUGCACAUGAUGAGGCACGAUGACAUCAAACCCUACAAGUGUCAGCUGUGCUAUUUCGACUGCACCCAGCUGAGUGAUUUGGAGGCACACCUGAGCGAUAAGCAUCAGGUCGUGAGGAAUCAUGAACUUGUGGGUCAGGUGAGCCUUGAUCAGCUGGAGCCAAGCGUUGGUAAUGUGCCAGUAACAGAAGAGGAACAUUUGUCUAACAUGGACCAGCUCGAUAAGGAGACGGAAGAUGUAGAAAUGGAGGACUUUUUUGCAGACUGUGAUGAGGUUCCACAAGCUGAGAACCUGGAAGAAAACUAUACCACAGAGAAAAGUGCACUCCAGAUGAGGGAAUGCCAGGAAAGCAAUGGAGAAAGUCCUGGCGAGACUUCCGAAUCAGACAUUCAACAUGAGAAUGCAAAACCAAACUCUACUGUCCAACAAGAGCUGCAAGAACAAGCAGAGACUGUGCUUCUAGAGACUGCAAGAGAACAGGAGACAGGAAAUGUGGAACAAAGUGUUGCAGAAGUGAAAAUUACAGAUACCCCAUGUGAGGAUUGUGGCGGUCCAGAGGAAGAGAGGCAGACAAAUGAAAACCAAACCCAACCUAAGUUCAGAGAAUGUGGAGACAAACAACAAGCGGAGACAGGAAAUGAUUUCAAAGUGGAUGAAGAAACACCAGCUCAAAAGCAAGACGUUAAAGCAUGCUUCAAGGAGGAAGAAGAGAAAGGUCCUUUCGAGCAGAAGCAGAACGAAGAAUCUGAGAUGCUCACAGAAGACGAGCAACGACACCAAGAUCAGGCGCCUGGUGACCACGACGGGAUGAACGAUGAUGAUUGUCUGGAAGAGCAUGAAGGUAAAAAGAAAUUAUCUGAGAUGCUCACAGAAGACGAGCAACGGCACCAAGAUCAGGCGCCCGGUGACCACGACGGGAUGAGGGAUGAUGAUUGUCUGGAAGAGCAUGAAGGUAAAAAGAAAUUAUCUGAGAUGCUCACAGAAGGCGAAAACGGCACCAAGAUCAGGCGCCCGGUGACCACGACGGGAUGA